GGACAGCCCCCGUGCUUCCGAUUCCGAUCGGGACGCAUUCCAUGUGAGCCGAUGGCGACCCAUGUCUUUUUCAGGCAUCGAUGCGCUUGAGGAUGUGCAGGACGACCUGGAGCUGGUCCUGCAACAAGUCGCUACAGGUGAGCUGUCCUUGUCUGCGGCCCUGGGCGUGCUGGAAGCCGAGCCCGAGCCGGACCCUGCGCACUGGCAGGUUGCCAGCAAAAGCCAACGCGGUGAGGCGCAGGUUGCGAAGAGACGACCAGAGGCCGAGAAGAGGCGCGAGCCGCGGCAACUGGAGGUGGCCAGAGAACCAAAGCGACCAGAGGCCAAAGACAUCGCUUCUGCGCCGCUGCUGGUCGAGGCCUACGAGGAUCUGGACCCCUUCUGCAAGGGCUGCCGAGUCCAGAAGAUGCAGCUGAAGGCGCUCGCGGAUCAGAUGUCGGCGCUGGGCCGGGCCGUGGUGGGCCUAGCGGGGAAGCAGCCUUCGUCUCAGGAGCUGUCGCUGCUGGUGCUGAGCCAAUGCUCGCCGUGCUCGCACCUGGACCUCGGCCUGGGCACGCUGUGCGCUUCCCUGCAGUCCGCUGUGAACCUCAAGGCGCAGCACAGCCCAGAGCCGCGACAGGCUCCGCCUGAACCGAAGGUGGAGGCCGUGAAGUCCUCACUGCUGGACCCACAGCCUGCGCCGCCGCGACCGUCGAAUAGCGAGAUGCAGUCGGCGCGAUUGGCGCGGCCAUUGCCGCCCUCAGUACAGGACGACACCGUGCGCUUUCACAACUUUUCCGUCGAGGGGGGAGCCGUCGAGGUGCUGCGCUUCCCGGCGGCGGCGCCCUGCCCGGCGCUGCUGCGCAUGCCGCAGCUCAGCGGCUCCAGCGGAUCCGGCGCCAGGGCGGCGUCGCGGUCCAAGAGCCCCAAGCUCACGCCCUAUGAGCUCCACGUGAAACCGCCGCAGCGGGAGGAGCCGGAGAGCCUCACCAGCCAGGCUGGAGACGCUUACCCUGCCCGGCAAGCGCCGCGACCAACCCAGUGCGCGGAGGUCCUGGAGGACGUGUGGCCGCCUUCGGAACAGCUGCCGGUGGUCCGCCGCGCCUCGCGCCCCGAGCAGCGCAUCGCGCCGAGGCCUGACCUGCUGCCCGGCCAGCCCAGUCCGACGCAGGAUUCGGAGCCCCCGUCGCCUCUGUCGCCGCCUUCGCGGCGAGCGGUGCCGCCACAGCAGCAGGCGGAGCAGCUGAGCAGCGGGCUCAGUGACUCGCUCCGGCAGCAGUUGCCAGCGCAGCAAACAAUAGCCGAGGAGAUGAGGCAGACUCAACUGACGCCGCGGACACAAGCGCCAGGGGAGAUGCAGACAGGCGAGAGUGAGCAGACGCAAGAACUGAAAGCGGACACUCAACAGGAACAGCAGGAUCAGCAAAUGCCACGGAAGCAGACGCAGCCGCAAGAGACCCACACGCAGCAGACGAAGCAGCAGGAGAAGCAACCGGAGGAGACGCAGCAGACGACACAGACGGGUGAGAUGAGGCAGCCACAGCAGACGCCGCACACAGACCAGAAAGAGGACAUGCAGCAGGAGCAGCAGCAGACGCCGACACAACAGGCGGACAAGCAAGAGACGCAGCAGAAGGCAGCCCCGCAGCAGCCGCAGCAGGCGGAUACGCUGCAGUCACAGCAGGCGCUGCAGUCUGGCGAGAUGAGGCAGCCACAGCAGACACCGCGCGCAGACCAGAACGAGGACAUGCAGCAGGAGCAGCAGCAGACGCCGACACAACAGGCAGACAAGCAAGAGACGCAGCAGAAGGCAGCCCCGCAGCAGCCGCAGCAGGCGGAUACGCUGCAGUCACAGCAGGCGCCACAGUUUGGCGAGAUGAGGCAGCCACAGCAAACGCCGCGCACAGACCAGAAAGAGGACAUGCAGCAGGAGCAGCAGCAGACGCUGACACAACAGGCAGACAAGCAAGAGACGCAGCAGAAGGCAGCCCCGCAGCAGCCGCAGCAGGCGGAUACGCUGCAGUCACAGCAGGCGCUACAGUCUGGCGAGAUGAGGCAGCCACAGCAGACGCCGCGCAGAGACCAGAAAGAGGACAUGCAGCAGGAGCAGCAGCAGACACCGACACAACAGGCAGACAAGCAAGAGACGCAGCAGAAGGCAGCCCCGCAGCAGCCGCAGCAGGCGGAUACGCUGCAGUCACAGCAGGCGCCACAGUCUGGCGAGAUGAGGCAGCUACAGCAGACACCGCGCACAGACCAGAACGAGGACAUGCAGCAGGAGCAGCAGCAGACGCCGACACAACAGGCAGACAAGCAAGAGACGCAGCAGAAGGCAGCCCCUCAGCAGCCGCAGCAGGCGGAUACGCUGCAGUCACAGCAGGCGCCACAGUCUGGCGGGAUGAGGCAGCCACAGCAGACGCCGCACGCAGACCAGAAACAGGACAUGAAGCAGGAGCAGCAGCAGACGCCGACACAGAUGCAACAGACAGACGCGCAGCAGGCAGAGCAGAGCAAGCAACAGCCAGCGUCGGAGAAAAAAGAGGACAUUCAGCCACACCAAGCUCCAGCAAUGCAGAUUUCCCAGAACGCGGCCAAAGCGACCGCGUCGCCGGCGAAGCAACGGAGCUCAGUUCAGUUGGAUCGUCUGAGAGAGCUGCCGCCGAGUUCCCCGAGGACAAGAGCCCUUUCCACCUUCGUGCCGAGCGGGGCAACAUCUCCACUCGAUGGUACGGCGCCGCUCACACCCGCCUCUCCGGAGACCCCGCAAGCUCCGCCGGAAGCGCCGCCCGAGCCGGAAGCCGGCGAGACGGUCCUCCGGAAGCUGCCGCCGAGCUCUCGAAGCGAGGCGGCUCCGGUGAAACCUGCGGAGACUCAGCAGCAAACGGAGGCGGCUACGGCGUCGAAGCCGGGCCAAAUCUCGCUGCGGGAAGUCCCGCGCGAAGCGAAGCCGGAGGAAGCGGCGUCGGCGGCAUCCUCCAGCUGGAGCGAAUCGGCGCGCAGCUCCCGGUCCUCCGCGCCGGAGCCGACGACGGCGGUCCAGGCGCGCCGGAGUGUCCCGGCGCCCUCCGCCGCUUCGGCUGCGGCGGCGUCCGGACCGGGAAGCCGUGGCAGCUUGCCGGGGUCGCUGCGCCUGGCGUCCAAGCCGGGCAGCAUCCGUUUCUCGUAGGGUCCGGGAACCCCAGAGGAGUGC
Molecule: messenger RNA, 3169 nt
Organism: Effrenium voratum
Lineage: Eukaryota; Dinophyceae; Suessiales; Symbiodiniaceae
Source: the annotation of a GenBank genome assembly